Messenger RNA from Eurytemora carolleeae, 2780 nucleotides. It is a transcript of the gene YME1L, whose product is annotated as ATP-dependent zinc metalloprotease YME1 homolog. Bases 27 to 2225 code for a protein of 732 amino acids. The transcript is spliced from 24 exons. Gene Ontology annotation, cellular component: mitochondrial inner membrane. Gene Ontology annotation, molecular function: ATP hydrolysis activity; ATP binding; ATP-dependent peptidase activity. Lineage: Eukaryota; Metazoa; Arthropoda; Copepoda; Calanoida; Temoridae. The record is from RefSeq and is a predicted model, not a curated record. Gene Ontology annotation, biological process: protein quality control for misfolded or incompletely synthesized proteins; mitochondrion organization.
AAAAAUUCUAAAAUUUCAGAUUUAAAAUGUUAAGUUUCACCUACUCUAACCUGAUAACGUCAGGUUUGCCCCAGGCUAACAAUCUGUUAGGGUCCAGGGCUUCCUACAGAACUAGGCCUAGCGUGUCUUCUGCCUGUGAUGCAAGCCUGAUGGAGACAAUUAGACGAAUUGAAUGUCUAUCUCAGGAAGAAAUAAAGGUGCUUACGCAGAAAACUGCAGCAGAGUUGAAUACUGUGCUGAAAUCUAGAAAUUUAACCAAGAUACCGAGCUUAGAAGAGAACAUAGGGGUAGCAUACUCUAUCUUACAGAAAACACAAAAUAAAACAUUGCUAGGAAAUACACCUUUCCAUGGUAUAGUUCCUUCUGGAUCCAACUCCAGCCCUUUCCUCACCACUGCCAGGGGGUUCAAAACCAAAAGAAGCGAGUCAACUACAGAUAAACCGUUCACAACACUGAAAACUUCUUCAGGGUCUAAACUACAGACUGAGGCCCUGAAUGAUAUCUUGAAGCAUAUAGAUUUACCGACUAAAGAGAAGGAGAAGGUCAACAUUGCCCUUCUCUCCUACGCUGCCGGGUUUUCCUCUGGGAAGGACCGACUGGAUGGGGAAGGAGAGAGAGGGACAGGAAAAGGAGAAAAGAAGAAAUGGUUUGAGUGGAAUAGAAUUCACAAUCUUGCAAGCCUACUCGUCAUCGUAGCUCUGGUGAUAUCUCUAAGCAAAGUAUUUAAUGUUUCCAUGAACAUUACUAAGGGAGGAAACGAGAUUUCUCCAGAGGAAAUAGAGGUGACCUUCGAGGACGUGAAGGGCUGCGACGAGGCUAAGAGGGAGUUGCAGGAGGUUGUUGAGUUCUUGGUUAAUCCAGACAAAUUCAGUAUUCUUGGAGGAAAGCUGCCUAAAGGAUGUUUGCUGGUUGGUCCACCAGGAACAGGGAAAACUCUGCUCGCCAGAGCUGUGGCCGGUCAGGCUGGAGUCCCUUUCUUCCAUGCUACUGGAUCCGAGUUCGACGAGGUCCUUGUUGGACAGGGGGCACGGAGAGUUCGGGAUCUUUUCAAGGCUGCUAAGGCCAGAGCUCCUUGUGUGAUAUUUAUUGAUGAAAUUGAUAGUGUUGGAUCAAAACGAACAAGUUCUGCGCUUCAUCCUUAUGCUAACCAAACAAUCAAUCAAUUACUCAGUGAGAUGGAUGGUUUUAUGUCUAAUGAGGGAGUGAUAGUUCUUGGUGCUACUAAUAGAGCAGAAGAUCUUGACAAAGCUCUUCUACGACCUGGUAGAUUUGAUACUCAGGUAAUGGUGACUAACCCUGACAUCAAGGGUAGGAGAGAGAUCUUGAUUUUGUACCUCGCAAAGAUCAAGCAUGAUGAUAGUGUCAACUUGGAGAAACUAGCAAAAAUGACAGUAGGAUUUUCUGGAGCAGAUUUGCAAAAUAUGGUAAACACAGCAGCUAUAAGAGCUGCUGUAGACGGUAAAGAAUGGGUCAGCAUGGCAGAGUUUGAAUACAGUCAUGAUAAACAUGUUCUUGGAACAGAUUGGAAAUCUAGGGUGCGUGAGAAGUCUGAUCUUGAGAUAACAGCCUACCAUGAAGCUGGACAUACACUUGUAGCAUACUUUACAGAGGAUGCUCAGCCGAUACAUAAGGUGACAAUUGUAGCUAAAGGACAAUCAGGAGGCCAUACAGCUUUCUUACCUGAGGAUGAUUCUUGGCAUGUUACAAAAUCACAGCUACUGGCCCGGAUGGAUGUAGGUAUGGGAGGUCGUGCAGCAGAAGAACUAAUAUUUGGUAAGGAGAAGAUAACUGGUGGUGCUAGCUCAGAUCUUCAGUCCGCGACUAAUAUUGCGGAGAAUAUGGUGAAGUCUCUUGGGAUGUCGGAGAAGAUUGGUCUCCGAGUAGUUCAGAAGGAUGAAUUAGCUCCAGGCUCCACAGAGCUCAUGGAUUUGGAAAUCACGAAGAUGAUGAAUGAGAGCUACAAGAGGGCUACACAGAUACUUAAAACACACAGGAAAGAGUUAGAUAUGCUGGCUGAAGCUCUGAUACACUAUGAAACCCUGGAUUCUGAUGAUGUAAAAACAAUUCUGGAAAACAAGCGUCCUCCCCCGGCAAGACCAUCUGCAAGCACUGUCCUUGGAUACAACACGCCAAGAUUGCCAUUUUCUGACACCCCAAGAACAGGAGCUCUCCCUCCUGUUAGUCCCCCGGGGCCCCUCAAACCAGAAGGAGCUGACAUCAUUUAAACUCCCUUGACCCUGGUUCAUGUUAGAGGCUCUAUACCAUCAUACUGAGACAAUAAGGGAGGACGUCAAAACAGUAAAAUGAAAUUUUGUUGAAUGAAUGUAAUUAUUUAAUAAUUGAAUUAGGUUUCAUCUUAUAAUUCUGCUCAGAUUUAUUGACGUAAGAGCAACUAUACAUUUCUGCAAAGCUAACGUUAUGAAGGUUUCUGAUUUCUAAAACUUCAACGAUAAUUGUCCGGCUUCAAUAAAAGUUGGCUAAUGGCCAUAUUUAAUUUAACUAACCGGCAAACAAAAUAUGAUAUUUCAGGAUUAUUUGAUCUUACUACUUCAUAAGUCCUGGGGGUUAGACUAAGUUACUUUUUACUAGUCCUAGUUUUUUUUUCAGCGUACAAUUGUUUUUGGGGCAAAUGAUGAUUUGAGGGAAUAUCUGACAACCCUUAAAAUAAAAUUUAAACGAAUGAAUUUUUUUGUUGAAAUGACAAAUUGUAUGCUUCUAUGCAGUCAUAAGUAUUGACCUAUUCACACAGUUAUAAAAGUUUAUCUAAAAUAUUUUCAGAA